CUUUGUGGGGAUGGAAGAGGAGAAGCGAUCCGUGUGCCUCUGGUGCACACGCUUCCCAGUGAUUCCCAGGGUAACUUCCCAGGGCUCCUAAAAAGCGCUGGGCCUCCGCGGUGCGGGGGGAAAAGGGGAGGGGGGCUGCUCCAGGAUGGAGCUGAUGGUGCUGCUCAAUGCUCUGGUUACUCGCCUGCUCUUUGUGCUGCACUCCCUCAUCGGGGUCUGGAGAGUGACUGCAGUGAAGAAAGAACCCAAGUACUGGCUGCUAGCACUGCUCAACCUUCUCCUGUGCCUGGAGACAGGGCUUACCCUCAAGUUUAAGCAAGGCAGAGGCUACAAAUGGUUUUCACCAGCAAUAUUUUUAUAUUUGAUUUGCACAGUACCAUCACUAUGGCUACUAGAAAUUCAUCAUGGGACGCAGUACUGUGGUAAUGAGCCUGGAGCAGUUCAGGUGAAUGUCAGCAACCAAGACUUCAAUCAAUCCAGAGACAGCAGUCAUGGAAGUGAGGGAACAGAUCACCACAUCAUUCAGACGGCCAAAGUCUUUGUGAAUCAGCUCUCCACAAUCUGUGAGACUGUAUGGACGUUGGCUCUCCACCAGACUUUUCUCUUGCUACUAGUAGUUGGGAGAUGGCUUCUCCCCAUUGGAGUUGAAAUCACUCGGGAUCAGUUAUCUCAGCUGCUUCUCAUGUUUGUGGGAACCGCAGCAGAUACACUUGAAUUUGCAAGUGAAACCUUGGACAUCGAAGAUGUUCGGAAGAAUUAUGCUCUCAUAAACGCAAUUCUUGCUGUAUGGACCUGGAGUAUGUUACAGUUUCCACUUGAUCUUGCAGUACAGCACAUUGGCUGCAAACCAACUGCGUCAACUAGGCGGAUCCCCAGCCUGCUGCUGUGCAGGUACAGUGCAGAACUGUGGAAUAUUGGAGUCAGCCUUUUCAUCCAGGAUGGUCCCUUCUUCAUUGUGCGUUCAAUCCUGAUGGGCCACUUCAGAAUAUUCAAUCAGAUGCUGGUGUUUUUUACAGCUAAGAAUAUCUUAGUUGUGACUCUACAAUUGUAUCGUCUGGCAGUGAUAACGUUAGACUUUCGGGCUACUAUUCUGCAGAGGAGCAGGAAAGGAGAAGUUGGCUGUUGCCCAUGUGAGCCUUAUGAAGCUCGUACUCAUGCUAUCGCUGACCAAGAUACCGAAAUGAAAGAGGUUGCUGCUUUUCCUUCUAAAGAGGAAUCCCAAGCUCCAUCAAAAGAUCAGUGA
This is a messenger RNA of Mesitornis unicolor (brown roatelo), 1243 nucleotides long. RefSeq names its product transmembrane protein 26 (gene TMEM26). The record is from RefSeq and is a predicted model, not a curated record. The transcript is spliced from 6 exons. NCBI's taxonomy places the organism in Eukaryota, Metazoa, Chordata, Aves, Mesitornithiformes, Mesitornithidae. The coding region runs from base 146 to 1243 and encodes 365 amino acids.